Molecule: messenger RNA, 789 nt
Organism: Sphaeramia orbicularis (orbiculate cardinalfish)
Lineage: Eukaryota; Metazoa; Chordata; Actinopteri; Kurtiformes; Apogonidae
Product: protein phosphatase 1 regulatory subunit 35-like
Exons: 4
Biological process (GO): negative regulation of phosphatase activity; positive regulation of cilium assembly; positive regulation of centriole elongation
Cellular component (GO): centriole
Molecular function (GO): phosphatase binding
Source: RefSeq, a predicted model, not a curated record
GUGUGUUUUCAGCCAGUGGUCGUCACGGUAACACCACAGCCCCACCUCACACACCCUCAGCAGCCAAUCAGGAGCCAGAGGAGCAGCAUAGUCCAUCUCCAUGGUAACCACAGUGGAGCCUCCACUCGGUGGGAGGAGCCUCCUGCUCCACAGCCCAGUGACGGUCCAGUGGGUUUGGCGGAGGCGGAGUUACACACCACACUGGCUCUGAAGGUGGAGCUUCAGUCUCUGCAGGGGGUGGAGUUUAACUCCCAGAAGGCCAUUCAGGAAACUCUGUGUAGGUCAACGUGGACCAGAAGUCUGAUAAACAGCAGAGUAACUGAAGGCCUGAACGUGGGCCGCUCUCAGCUCCUCUUCUCCUCAUUGGUCAGCGUGGACGUUCCUGCAGAUCAGCUGAUUGACCGGGCUCUACAGGAUAGGCUGCCGCUGGCCCCGCCCCCUCGCUGCCGCUCCAUCAGAAAGCCCACAGAUAGCCCCGCCCUCUUCCCGAAUGUGUCUGACUUGCAACGACAGAAGCCCCUCCCACCAGAGGAGCAGGGGCCCGCCAGGCUCCGCCCCCUGCCCUUCUCCAGCUGUUCGACCUUUGACCUCUACAGCAGACAGCGACGCUGGGAGGCCACACCCUGAUUGGACCAAUCUAUGUGAUGUCACAUUUGAAUUCUGUACAAAGUUUGAAAUAAAGCCUGAGUUCCACCAAUCACAGAGCAAGGAUUCACUUCAGUUCCACCCACUUUCAAAUCUGUACUGACACUUAGUCCUAGACUAAACCUGGACCCUGAGUCUAAAUUU